This is a messenger RNA of Iphiclides podalirius (scarce swallowtail), 1806 nucleotides long. Lineage: Eukaryota; Metazoa; Arthropoda; Insecta; Lepidoptera; Papilionidae. The record is from the annotation of a GenBank genome assembly.
AUGGAGUCGGAUUCUGCUCUUCACGGCGACCUACCUGAUGGCGCGGAAAUGUCUCCUUUAGAAGAAAACCAACCAGAAACUGCAGAAACCUCUGAAAGUACCAUACCGGCCCAUGAUUCAGAAGCAGUUCCAACAGAAGAAACAGGGCAAAUAUUGUUACAUUUAGCAACAAAUGGAGCCCCUACUAGCAGUAGUGAUGUGUUGGAUUUGGAGUCUGGAUCACAAGCUGCUGAUAGUGAAGAGCAUUCAUCCCAUGAGCAAGCAGAUAAUGCUGAGGCUGAAGAUGAAAUGGAUAUUGAUGAUACUACUCCAGGCAAUAUGCCUGAUGAGUCUAACUAUAUUGGUGACAAUUGCCUAUCUACACCUGCAAUCACCGAAGAUAACUCCCCACAAGAAGAGAGCCAGCUGGAUCCAAUGUUAAAAGAAUCAGGCCUAGAUGAGGGUGAGGGUGCAGAUGCUGCACAAGAAGAGUCCCCAGACCAGUCCAUAAGCUCUGCAAUGCCAAUAGAUGGGGCACCUAUGAUUCAGGAUGAAGAAUCAAGUACAAUGGAUGAAGAUAUGGGAGGUGGGGAGGGGGUUGCAAGCAGUGAUGAUGUCAAUGAUAUCAGCAGCGCGGCACAAGAAGUGCUUAGUACUGGUAUCAGUUCAAGUACAGCUGAGGUUGGAGCAGACAUAUCCAGUAGCGGACAAACAGAAGCAGCCUUAAUCUCAUCAACCGCAAAUGGGCCAGCUGUUCUUCAUUCAUUCUCAGUUCUUCCGCAGCAGCCACAAACCAAUGAAUUUAGCGACGCUGAUACAUCGGAAAUGGAGGGCGCCGCUGAUACGAUGCCGACGGUUAGCGAGUCCAUGCCCCUCCUCACGCUGACAGCUAACGGGGCUGCACUGCUUUCGCCCAAUCUAUUACAAGGGGACGAGGGCGGCGCGGGGGUGUCCUCGUCGGUGGCGGGCGAGGCGGGCGAGGGCGCGGUCGCGGGCGGGGGCGGGGCGGCGGGCGCGGAGGGCGAGGGCGCGGUGAGCAGCUCGGUGGCCGGCUCGACGGCGCCGCCGCUGCCCCCCACGGACGCCGCGCACGCGCUCGCCACGCUCGCCUCCGCCGCGCUGCACCACCACCACGACCAGGCCGAACCAGAGGAGCAGAAAAUUCAGAACGACGAGGAUGCGUGGUAUACAGUCGGCAUUGUAAAAGGCACGACAUUUACGGUACAAAAUUAUAUAUCCGAUCCAAAUGUGGAUCUCUCCAAUCUGUCGUUAGAUAAUCUGCCGGAUCUCAGUGGGCUACCAAUGACACCGUUAGAACACGGCACCGCUUACAAGUUUAGGAUUGCUGCUGUUAAUUCCUGCGGACGAGGCGAAUUCAGUGAAGAGUCGGCGUUCAAGACGUGCCUGCCGGGCUUCCCGGGCGCGCCGUCGGCCAUCAAGAUCUCCAAGUCGGUGGAGGGCGCCCACCUCUCGUGGGAGCCGCCGCAGGUCGCCGCCGAGGGCAUCUUCGAGUACUCCGUCUACCUCGCCGUGCGCUCGAACAGCCAGCCGAAGGAGGCGCCCAAGUCGCAGCUGGCGUUCGUGCGCGUGUACUGCGGCAAGGCGAACACGUGCGUGGUGCCGGCCGCCUCGCUGGGCUCCGCGCACGUGGACUCCUCCACGAAGCCCGCAAUCAUCUUCCGCAUCGCGGCGCGCAACGAGAAGGGCUACGGGCCCGCCACCCAGGUCAGGUGGCUUCAAGACAUCAAAUCCACGGGUGUUAAGAGAGCAGGCGAGGGUCGAUUACCUGGCGCCUCCCCCUCCAAGCAACCGAAGCAAUUAUUGCAU